GUGGGUAACAAGAUAUGACAUCAUCGUAAUUUUAUUUGAAAAACUACAAUUUAUCAAACAGAUCAUUCUGAUUUGAUACAAAAUUUUAUUCUUGCGUUAGUUUAGAAUAAAUAAGGAUUGUGAUUUUUGUUGGAGCUACAACGUGUAAAUAUGUGGAGCAUUGCAAUAAAAAUUCUCGCGACAGCAACAUUUAUGUUCUUCGCUUAUGUUUCAGGACAGACGAUGAGUUUACAGCCAAGUACGAUAUCUGUGGGUUGGGACGUUGCUCCAACGGAAGUUGUUGUGAUGGAAUGUAAAUCGGAAAGUUUGAUUUCUGCCCAGUCAAUAUAUUCAAUGUACAUCAGACGGGAAUCAAUUCCUUUCGCUCAAAUACACGUAGGAAAAGCAGCUGAAAUGAGUCAAAAUGCACCAAGUGAUAUUAAAGUUAAGACACCCACAUUGGACGGAAUUAUUGAUGUAAACAACGUUUAUAACAGUUAUUUGAAAGCAACAUUUCUAGUUUCAAAAAUGGACUGUAACGAUGCUAAGUUGUACCAAUGUGCUGUUACUUACAAACCAAUCGGCAUGGACACAACGUUAGGUAUUGCUGAAAUGACACUACGCGUAAUUAAUGUGCGACCGAGAGACCUACAAAUAAGCGCUGCACUCAUUCAUGAAUAUGGUGUUGACCCUAUUCAGAACCAGUCAAUUAUUUACAAAGGGGAACAGGUAGAAUUCUCAUGCACUGGUUACAUUGGUAGCUCACAGUCUACAAUUAUAGAAUGGUUCAAGAAAAAGCCACCAUACAUGUUCUUUCAGAGACAUUUCCCUACACAAGCAAACGACACUAUAGAUGACGGGUUGACAGUCUCUACACCAUGCGAAUACAUGCGCACCUCUAAACUUCGCUUCACUAUAACGUCUGCGGAAACUGCUAGUGCUGCGUUCAGGUGUGAGGUGGCGACACAUAUCUAUUCCGGUGGAGAAGUAAGAGUACGUUCCGAGGAGUUUCAUUUAUUACCAGUGCUGCCGAGAGACCUACAAAUCAGCGCUGCACUCACUGAUGAAUAUGGUGUUGUGCCGAUUCAGAACCGGUCACUUAUUGACAGAGGGCGGCAGGUAGAUUUCUCAUGCAGAGGCUACAUUGGUAGCUCACAAUCUACAAAAAUACAAUGGUUUAAGAAAAUUCGUCCAGAAGGGUUAUUUCAGAGACACUUCCCUACACAAGCAGACGACUUUAUAGAUGACGGAAUACCUGUUUCUACUCAAUUUCAAUACAUGCGCACCUCAAAAUUACGAUUCACCAUGACAACUGAGGAAACAACAAGAGCUGCGUUCCGGUGUGAGGUGGCAACACAGCUCUCUUUCGGACGAGAAGUACGUGUACGCUCGGAAGAAUUUCAUUUAACACCAGGUUUCUGUGCUAUAAAUCAAUUAAAUGGAGCGAACAGAUUUACUGCAUGUGCGAGUGUCUUAUUUUGGACUUCAAUUUACGUAUUUUUAACCACAGUUUGCUGUAAAUAAUACUAGAUGUAUGAAAUAUUGUAUUAGUUUUUGACUGUAUUAUAAACGGUAGAUACAAUAUAGCACUGUAUUCUGUAUUACACUUAAAGGUUAUACUAUAUUAACAACUUUCUUACUUCAUCGUGCGAGGUACACAACUCAUACGAGCCAUUUAGAUCGCACGAGUCACGCAUAAAUACAGAGGAUGAAUCAAUUAAAUAAACACUAUGGUUCUUCUCAGUGUUGCUGACUGAAGAACAAAUAAGAUAUAAGAAACAUAUAAAUCAUUAAAAACUUCGUUAAAGAACGUAUAUUAACAGAUUAGUAUAUUCCUAACAACGAAUAUAUGGAAUGUUGACUUCCUUAUGAUUUAUCUAAUUCAACUUGAAAAGAAAAAGGAAACAACAAAAUGUGCGUAGUAAACUAAGUGUUAACGUGUUUAAGUACACGCGUUUGGUGUUAUAUUUGUUUUAAAGAGAUAACUCUACUAUAAUAACAUAAUAAUCUUGUUUGUAUAAAUAUGCGAGGUAUAAGUUUAAAGUACAUGAAUUGCGCAUGUGAACAAUUUUGUUAGCAAUUCUUUUUAACAUGAAUAGAUAUCUUUGUUAUUGAAAACUUUCUUGUCUGAAUAAAAUUUCAUUAUGCAAAUGUA
Molecule: messenger RNA, 2134 nt
Organism: Ruditapes philippinarum (Manila clam)
Lineage: Eukaryota; Metazoa; Mollusca; Bivalvia; Venerida; Veneridae
Exons: 7
Coding region: 151-1503 (450 amino acids)
Source: RefSeq, a predicted model, not a curated record